AUUGUAGUUGCAGCAUCACAGAGAGCAGGAGGUAAGUCAGUUCAUGCUACUUUUACGCAUGAAGUUCAUAAACUUUUAUUUAUUUACAAUAAAGAAUCAUAGGUUACGAAAAAGAAUGUAGCUGUCUUAAUGAAGUCUGUAGAGAAGGAGAAAAAGACGAAGAGGAUGUGCCCUUCGUGCUGCGUUUAGGCCUAGGUACAAGGACGCAGCUUAGCCGAACGGUUAUAUAAUCACCAAUUCACUAAGGAAGCUGUUCCCUGGAGCGUAAUCCUUAGACUUUUAUUUGAUGCUUAUGAGCUUAAAAGAUGCUAGCUGUAGCUGUGAAAUGUUUAUUUGGUAGCUAAUAAAAAUGCAGGAGAAUGAAUGAGGCGUGAACCAGUCAUUCAUUGCUUAAAACCCAGCGCUGAAGUAUGUGCUUUUUUCUCCAUCGAACUGUUUUUUUUUUUAUUAUUAUUUUUUAUUUUAUUUUUUUAUAAAUAAGCGUCACGUCUUUGCAGUUAGCAGAAUACAUCAACUGGGUUAAAAAAAAAAAAGGAAACAGUGAUGUCUACGUGCCUCGCGCGCUGCUCACGAUGAACGCGCGCGCUGCGUCAUCUUUCCAGAAUGUACCAUCUGACAUGGCGGAGGGAUGGGUUUUAAUGCUCUUUUGUGCCAGAAAUACUCAUUAAGAUAGUCAAUGCGAUGUAUUGUUAAUGUACUGUAUAUUAUAAUUCCUCCAUCACUAAGUGAUAACCGAGCAGCCAUGAUGAUGAUGAUGAUGAUGAUGAUGAUGAUAAUGGUGAUGGUAUUAGAGUCUUCUUAAUCCUUCCACUUUGUCAAGAAAGUAAUAAACGUCUUGUUUUUCGCUUCUUACGUUUGUUUUCUUCUUUUUUCGUACUUAUGGAUGCUUUCUCAUCCUCCUGGAAGGUCGGCAUCCGCAGUCAAGAUCCUAACUCGCAGCAGCGACCUGUUAACCCGUAAUAAUGUCGAACUUUUGCGUCGGAAUCAACGGAUUUGGCCGCAUCGGCCGCCUGGUCCUCAGGGCCUGCCUGCAGAAAGGAAUUAAAGUCUCGGCCAUCAACGACCCCUUCAUUGACCUGCAGUACAUGGUCUACAUGUUCAAGUACGACUCCACUCACGGACGCUACAAGGGAGAGGUGCGCAUGGAGGACGGCAAGCUCGUCGUCGACGGCCAGAGUAUCUCCGUUUUCCAGUGCAUGAAGCCCGCUGAGAUCCCGUGGGGCGACGCCGGCGCGCUGUACGUCGUCGAGUCCACCGGAGUCUUCCUCAGCAUCGAGAAAGCCUCUUCUCACUUGCAGGGCGGAGCCAAGCGCGUGGUAGUCUCCGCCCCCUCCCCCGAUGCCCCCAUGUUUGUGAUGGGAGUCAACGAGGAUAAGUACGACCCCUCCAGCAUGACCAUCGUCAGCAAUGCAUCCUGCACGACUAACUGCUUGGCUCCCUUGGCCAAAGUCAUCCAUGACAGCUUCGGUAUCGAGGAGGCCCUCAUGACAACAGUCCAUGCCUACACUGCCACCCAGAAGACGGUGGACGGUCCCUCUGCCAAGGCCUGGCGCGACGGCCGCGGCGCUCACCAGAACAUCAUCCCUGCUUCCACAGGAGCUGCCAAGGCUGUGGGCAAAGUCAUCCCAGAACUCAACGGGAAGCUGACUGGCAUGGCGUUCCGCGUCCCUGUGGCCGACGUCUCCGUCGUGGAUCUCACCUGCCGUCUCUCGACCCCCGCAAGCUACUCUGACAUCAAGGAGGCCGUCAAGAAGGCUUCCCAUGGAUCUCUGAAGGGAAUUCUGGGAUACACUGAGGACUCUGUUGUGUCCUCUGACUUCAUCGGUGACACCCACUCCUCCAUCUUUGAUGCCGGUGCCGGAAUUUCCCUGAACGACAACUUUGUCAAGCUCAUUUCCUGGUAUGAUAACGAGUUUGGUUACAGCCACCGCGUCGCCGACCUCUUACUGUACAUGCACUCCAAGGAGUAAACGUCAGGCUGAGCCGAGGAACCCAGACGAGAACCGCAUUCCUUCUUUUACAUGCACUUAAGAGUCAUAGCUGAAGCGCUUAGCAUCCCACAAACUCUCUACAAGACCGCCUCGUCUCUGUAGUGAUCACUGUGUGUGUGUGUGCGCGUGUGUGUGUGUGCGCGCGUGUGUUUGUUAGUUUCUUUCCUUUCACCUGGAGGUGCUUUUGAGUUGAAUAGUGUUUGUGUCUGUGUGACCCCAUGAAGCGUUGUGCUGUAGGUGUUACCAUACUGGGUGUUACUGUAAUACUGUACCGGAUUAAUGUUAAGUUAAGUGAGGGAAAAGUUGUUCCUGUUACACAGAUUAAAAGAAACUAACUAUCAAAUAAAUAGUUUGAAAAUUA
Molecule: messenger RNA, 2352 nt
Organism: Ictalurus furcatus (blue catfish)
Lineage: Eukaryota; Metazoa; Chordata; Actinopteri; Siluriformes; Ictaluridae
Gene: gapdhs
Product: glyceraldehyde-3-phosphate dehydrogenase, spermatogenic
Exons: 11
Coding region: 963-1970 (335 amino acids)
Biological process (GO): glucose metabolic process
Molecular function (GO): NADP binding; oxidoreductase activity, acting on the aldehyde or oxo group of donors, NAD or NADP as acceptor; NAD binding
Source: RefSeq, a predicted model, not a curated record